AUGUGGCUUCUGGGGCUUCAAGAUGGCGGCUCCUCGCUCCUCGCGCGCCUCCUCCGCUUCUCAGGCGUGAUACUGGCCGCGUUACUCGCCUACGCCUUUCGAAAAGGUUAUCGAGUUCGCAAGAAGUUCCAGGCCCUCAAGGAUCAGGGGAUCCCCAUUAUGAAACAUUCUAUGAUUCUCGGUCACCUUGAAGUUGUUGGGAAACUCGUAUCAACACUUCCACCUGACGCCCACGGCGAUUACCUGAUGCUAAAGAUUCAAGAGAACUGGCGAGAACUCUUCCCUCAAUGCACAAAAUGCCCACCCGUUGCUUAUAUCGAUACGUGGCCCUUCACGGCCCCGAUGGUUAUCUCUCUCAACGCAAAUGUUUCGGCUCAGUUCACACAAGAACACUCAUUACCCAAGGCUUACGAACAAAAGCAUGUUCUCUAUCCCCUCACAAAGAACCGAGAUUUGGCCUCUAUGGAGGGUGCGGAGUGGAAGGUCUGGCGUAAAAGACUGAGCCCAGCUUUCAGUAUUCAAAACAUUAAUAGCCGUUUACCAGACAUUCUUGAAGAGGUGGAGGACUUUGCCAAUGUUCUCAAGAGCAAAGCAGGAAAAGACGGAGAAUGGGGCGAGGUCUUCCCACUUGGAGAUGCCACUGCCAACCUCACUCUCGAUGUCAUCAUUCGCCUCUUUCUGAACAUUCGCAUCCACGAGCAGUGGGGAAGAAGCUCGCCUGUUUGUGCCGCCCUCCUUGACAGCAUUUCUAGGUUGUACUUCUUCGUCAAUCCUGCCAACUUCAUCCAAUACUGCAAUCCGUGGCGCCAUCUCAGACUCUGGCAGAACUACAGAACUCUUGUCAAAAGCUUCACUCCUGCCCUUCAAGAACGCAUGAACAAGCUUCAGCAGGAUCGCACAGCGAAGGGAAAGACACUGGUCGAUCUAAUCGUACAGGCUCUCGAGGCCGAGAGAGCUGAACAGAAAGGAGCAGGACAGGACAGCAAGGACCAAUCGAGCAUGGAGCUUGACGCUGACUUCCUGGAGAUGGCAAUUGGGCAGAUCAAUACUUUCCUCUUCGCAGGUUUUGAUAUCACUGCGGCAACUAUUGCUUGGCUUUUCCGCUUGCUCAGCGAAUAUCCAGAUGUUUUGGCCAAAUUGCGAGAGGAGCAUGAUACAGUCCUUGGCCCGAAUGCCUGGGGUGCUGCAGAUGUGAUAAGGGAGAACCCGCAGUUGCUAAACCAGCUCCCUUACACACUAGCUGUACUUCGUGAAUCUAUGCGUUAUCAUACCAACGUCGGUUCAAUGCGUCGUGGCGAGCCCGGGUUCUUCCUCGUGGGUCCGCCAGGCUCCGAUCCUGGAUUUGAGGGGAAGAAGCUGCCAACCGAGGACUUUAUUGUUUGGGAUGGGUCAUAUGCAAUCCAUCGUGACCCUGACAUCUGGCAUAGAGCCUGGGAGUUUCUUCCAGGACGAUUUCUUGUCACUGAUCCAGAGGAUCCCUUGUACCCGCCACCCAACGGCUGGCGUUCAUUCGAGGCCGGGCCACGGGUUUGCAUCGGGCAGCAUCUUGCCACCGUUGAGAUAAAACUAGCAAUGGUACUGGUAGCGAGAUGCUUCGAUGUAGAGUGUGCAUGGGAAGAAUGGGACCAGAUCAAUGGAACUACAAACUCUGAAAAGGCACGACCGACUGUCUGGGGUGAUCGUUGCUAUCAAGUUGGGACAGAUUCGCCGCCACGGGUCAAGAAUGGUAUGCCUGUGCAUGUCAGGACGCGUGGACUGUAG
Molecule: messenger RNA, 1761 nt
Organism: Fusarium mangiferae
Lineage: Eukaryota; Fungi; Ascomycota; Sordariomycetes; Hypocreales; Nectriaceae
Product: related to sterigmatocystin biosynthesis P450 monooxygenase STCS
Exons: 4
Coding region: 1-1761 (586 amino acids)
Molecular function (GO): heme binding; monooxygenase activity; iron ion binding
Source: RefSeq, a predicted model, not a curated record